GAGGAGCUGAUAGAAGCUGGAGGAGGUGAUGAGUUAAGAGGAGUUGAGGAGGUGGUUGGAAGUGAUUGGAGUUAAUAGGAGAUGCCUCCGCCCAUCGCGCGCUCCGCUGCUGCUCUUUGCCCUGGAGCGCCUUUACGCACCGCGAUGGAGAAGUAAAGGCACUAACAGCAUCAUGCGCGCUGCUGCUGGAAGAAAAGGAAAAGCUCUUUUACAUGUUUUCAUACCCGAACCAGGAUAUGACCCACUCCUGGCCUUCCCAGCAGCCCCCAGGGGGAGGGGGCACUGAGAGGUUCCUGUAUUCAGAUUCCAAGGAGGGGAAACGACACAGCUCUCAGCACAAACAUGUGAGGGAUGAUGCCUCUAUGAGGAUGCCACGUGUGGCCCCUCACAAAUCCAUGCUCGCUGAUGACCUGAAGCUCAGCAGUGAUGAAGACGAUGGCGACAAGGGGCAUCAGCUGGCAUCCUGGGCUGAUCAUCACAACCUGUCGGGGCAGCGCACACACACACAUGGCGGGAGGGCGAGACAUUCCAGCUCGGGCUCCUCAGGAUCUGAUUCCUCUAGCGAGUCAGAGAGCAGUAGCCAGCGGUCGCUCAGCCCGAGUCCACGGACGCACUCCCAGCCUGGGGCAGCCAGCCAGGCACAGCCCAGCUUCUGCAGCAAAGAGCCUCUCCACUACCAGGACCCAUCCUUCACGCACUGGCAGCUGGACAAGUGGCUUGUUCGUAGGAACCAACAAUCAGUGGAUCAUGACCCAGGAGGAGGUCAGAACUCUAGUGUGACUUUUGACUCUGGCCGAGGACCAUCUCCGGGACGAUACUGGGAGAGAGAUUCCAGCCUUGUGACGAGACGGGACCACAGCCCAAGCCACAGCCCUGUUCCUAGCCCUAGGUUUGACUACAGCCCCAGGCAUAGUCCUCCGUCUAGUCCUGCAUAUAGCCCUUAUCCAAGCCCAGGAAUUAGCCCUGUGCCAAGCCCAGUGCCAAGUGUUUGCCCCAGCCCAGGUGCCAGCCUAAGAGUAAGCCGAACCCCAAGUCCUUUACCCCUCCAUCCACCCAAAAGCCCUAGCCCUAGCCUUGUCCCUGCUUCUGCUUCUCCAAGACUCACUUCUUAUCCUCAGGUUUCUGCUCACCACCAGGAAAGCCCCAGGCGUCCUACACAACCAAAGCUUACCUCCAGUCCUGUGCGUCAGCCUAAAGUAAGGCCAUGGGUGCCUCCAAACCAAAACACUGAACGUAUUAAUGACUCUCGACUCAAAGACUCUAGACCACCUGGCCUCUCGCAACAUCAUUCUAAACACAAAGAGACUCCACGCAGGCCCAAAGCCCAGAGCGUUGACUCAAGGUCCAAAUCCAGGUCCAGUCCCACUGGAUCAAGUCCUCACCAUCAGUCUCAGUCCAGAUCCAAACCAAACCUCAGCCCUAAAGCAAAACCCAGGCAUUUGUCUUUCACUAACCCCAGCACUGAGGGAAACCACAGGCCAGGUGAUCCUAGGAGCAAAUUUAACCAGAGUUUAAACUCCAAACCAAAGCACAGCCCCACGUCCAAAUCCAAGCACUUAGCCCCCACUGAAUCAAGCAGUGGCUCCUUCCACAGUUCUGGCUCUAGACCUCCACCUCAGCCUGACCCACAGACUUCAUCUAGGCCAAUUUCAAAGCCUAGCUCUAGACUCAGCCCCAGCUCGAAACCCAAAGCAAAAUCCAGGGAGGUACCCAGCAACAGGCCGUCUGAGCAGAAGCCUAGAGAAAGAGAGCAGGAGGGUCAUAGCCGUAGGAAGGCACAGGGAGGACCCCUGGUCCAGGCUGCAGAAGCUCAGAAACAGGGGAGGCUGGCGGAGGAGCAGCUGAUCAGGCGCCGCUGGGUCCGCAGCUCUGAAGAAGAGGACGAGGAAGAGGAGAGAAGAAGGAGGAGAGAGGGAGAAGAGAGGGAGAGGAAGAGGAGGAGGAGGAAGGAGCCAAACACUGAAUGGCAGGCAGUACAGCCCAAGCAGAGACCCCACACCAACAGCCAGCAUCAUACACGAAGCGAACGCAGCGGACCAGAGCGUGAGGAGCAGAGGAGGAAAAAGAAAAGGAGGAGCAGUGAGGAAUCCUCCCACGCUGGAGUGAUAGACUCCAACCCUUCUCCUCCACUCUCUCCACCCUCUCCCACUCCUGUCGUCUGUCCCAUAAGGCCAUCUCCUUCCUCUUCAUCCUCUUCUUCCUCCUCUUCUUCUUCUUCAUCAUCUUCUUCAGAAUCGGACUCGGAGCCCAGUCGGCCCCUGAACGUUGCCAAAGUCCCCGCAGACUCUACAUCCAGCCAGCGGCCAGCAGAAAAGCAGAGACAACAUGGGAGACCCACAGAGCCGAGGUCUGGAGUAACACAACCCUCCAGGUCAGAUGUAACAUCUCCAGACGAAGGGCAACAGCGUCGAGGUAAACACAAACUCUACACCCUGGUGCCUUUUGGCCGCACCGAGAAGUCUACUGCUGUCUCCCACCGAGGACUGAGGAACCUGGUGGUGAAGAUAGACCUCUCUCUUCUAGCCAGAGUUCCAAGUGCAAGCGAGGUCUCACAGAGACGGUCUUCAUCUUCAUCCUCUUCUUCACUGUCAGCUAAAACUAAAGAAAAGCCUUCCAUGAAACAUCAGUACCACCAAGAGCAAGAGCCUGGAGACGCAAGGAGUAAACGGAAGGCUGAGAAUGGAGAGACUCAAAGAGAGAGCAAGAGAAGCCAUUUUCACACAGAAAAGCUCCCACCUCCCUCACACUCAGCCAGCAGUGACAAUAAAGAAAGCCACUCCAGCAACAAACAGAAUGAACAUCAUGAGGACUAUUUUUACACCAAGAGACCACUGUCGCCACUCUCUCCUCCAUCUGCCGUGAAGAUGCAUCAUUCAGACCAGCAGCACCCACACCCACAGAAAGACAGAGACUCUGCAGUGAAAAAAACACAGAUACAGAGAACUCAACCUAAGAUAGAGGCAGAGUGUGCUGGAGCAUCAGGAAACACUAAGCCUCCCUCUGGGUCCUGGGUUCCAUCUACCAAACAGCCAGCAUACUACAGAGGAACCGUGCCUUACACUGAUGUUUCACACCAUGCUGAAUACUACAUGCACGAGGCGAAAAGACUGAAACAUCGAGCAGAUGCUAUGGUGGAUAAACUAGGGAAAGCUGUGAAUUAUGUGGAUGCUGCUCUGUCCUUUAUGGAGUGUGGCAAAGCCAUGGAGGAAGGACCUCUGGAGGCCAAGUCCCCUUAUGCCAUGUAUGCAGAAACUGUGGAGCUGAUAAGAUACGCCAUGAGGCUAAAGAGUCACACAGGUUCUGGAGCCAGGCAGGAGGACCAGCAGCUUGCUGUGCUUUGUUUCCGUUGUCUUGCUCUUCUGUAUUGGCAAAUGUUCAGACUGAAAAAAGACAACGCUCUGAAAUACUCCAAAGCCCUGCAGGACUACUUCAAGAGUUCCCCAAAAGUGCCUCACACAGCGCCUUCCUGGAACAAUACCACAAAGGGAAAUGUACCUCCUACUUGCAUAUCCCCUGUUGGUUUCAUAGGGUCCCACCUUGGCGGCUCUCCCACCUCCCUUUUUAUUAAUAUUCCCAAUCGCAUCCACCAGAUGGCAGCAAACCACCUCAAUAUCACCAACAGUGUGCUGUACAGUUAUGAGUACUGGGAGUUGGCUGACUCCUUGGCCAGGGAAAACAAAGAGUUCUUUAACUACUUGAACACACUGACUGGACCAUUGACUCUACACAGCAGUAUGGCCCAUAUAGUCCAGUACACCAGACAGGGACUGCAGUGGAUACGGAUCAGUGCCAAUUUGUCUUAAGUUUCACGCUCAGCCACUGCCUUGACAUGGUGUUUCAGGAUUCUACUGUACUACAUGCUGUAACCUGGACAUUGCCCUACAAUCAGAUUUACCAGCCAACGGGAACUCAAAAGUCAUUCAGUUUUCUAUGCAUCUGGUUUUAGCAUUUACGCUGUCCUCCACCUGGACAAAAGUCACAUGUGCACAGUAUGAUAGAAUAGUGUUUCAUACCUCCGGGUCUAGAGGCCCACAAGCAAUGCACAGCUUCAUGUUGUAUCUGCUCUGAUUCAGCUCAAGAAGGACUUUCUGAAUCAGACUCGGAUGCAGAGAAAACAUAAAACUGUAGAGCAGGUGGACUAAAGGAAUGGAGCUAGGAAACACUAUGCCAGAAGACUUCAGAGGCUAUAGUGGAUUUGGUAAAAGAGCUGCUGUUCUUGCUAACCUUUCCUUGUCACACUUAAGAGGCAUUAGGGAACCUUUUCAUGUGUACAAGCUCUUUCACAUAAUCCAUAGUUCAACCCAUUCAACCCAUAGUUAAAGCAGAAGGCUGUGGAGACUUGUUCUCUGUAUUUAAGCAGUAAGACAGUAAGGAUGUCUAUAAUGAUUUCACACUGUUUUACUUCUGUACACAAGUUAUUUUGCCAAACGUGCCACAUUUGUUUUAUAAAAGAUGAUUCAUUCUUCCUUUUUUAUACUUCAUAUCAUUCACAUACCAUAGUGAAGUGUUUUAUUCCAGUAGCUCGCCAACAAAUGACACAAAUGUGAUCAGGACACUCUUUUAAGUUUUCAUAUUUUUGUAACUUUUUAUCAGUGCAUUUAUAAUGUCUUUUAAAUGCACUGUA
Molecule: messenger RNA, 4624 nt
Organism: Colossoma macropomum (tambaqui)
Lineage: Eukaryota; Metazoa; Chordata; Actinopteri; Characiformes; Serrasalmidae
Gene: aff3
Product: AF4/FMR2 family, member 3
Exons: 18
Coding region: 213-3803 (1196 amino acids)
Biological process (GO): regulation of gene expression
Cellular component (GO): nucleus; super elongation complex
Source: RefSeq, a predicted model, not a curated record